Messenger RNA from Leishmania major strain Friedlin, 13662 nucleotides. RefSeq names its product putative calpain-like cysteine peptidase. Gene Ontology annotation, cellular component: cytoplasm. The record is from RefSeq and is a predicted model, not a curated record. The transcript has a single exon. Gene Ontology annotation, molecular function: calcium-dependent cysteine-type endopeptidase activity. The coding region runs from base 1 to 13662 and encodes 4553 amino acids. NCBI's taxonomy places the organism in Eukaryota, Euglenozoa, Kinetoplastea, Trypanosomatida, Trypanosomatidae. Gene Ontology annotation, biological process: proteolysis.
AUGGCGGCAUCGUCUAUCCACGAAAUGCCGGACAGCGGCGAGGUGUUCGCAGACCACGAGUUUGACAAGAACAACGCUGGCAUCACCGAUGAUUGGAUUUCGAUCAAGCAGCUGUACCCGAGCGGCGUGAACCAGCCGCUGCUGCCCGAAGUAUUCUCGCGCGAGCAGUUCGGUCAGGGUAACCACUAUGAAUGCUUCAUGCUCUCGGCACUUGCACCGCUGAUCCGCUUUCCGGAUGUGAUCCGCAACUGCUUUGUGACGAAGAAGGUGCGCCAGGAUGGCCGCUACACGUUCCAGUUCUUCCGCGGACAGGAGUGGGUGAAGGUCGAGAUCGACGACCGCAUCGCCAUGGAAGAAGGCGAGGUGCUCUAUGUUCGCUCCCCGACUGAGCACUGGUGGCCGCUGCUGCUGGAGAAGGCGUACGCGAAGUUCUACACGGCCUACGACCACCUCGAGGGCUGCACAUUGCAGGAGACAUUCCACGACCUGACAGGCAACCCGGUGCUGAACAUCCCCAUGGACGCCAAGCUGGCCAAGGCAGCAAACUGCAAUGUGCUUGAAGGGCGCUAUUGGCUCGACUUGGCGCAGCGCAUCCAGUCUGGAGAGUUUGUCGCGUCAGCCCUCACCAAGGAUGUAGAGGUGGAGACGAUGGGUCUGCAGCGCGAGCAGCAGUACGGCGUGCUCGAGAUCUUCUCCCUCCACGGCACAUCGGCGCUGGAUGACAUAGUUAUUCAUCUGCACAACCCUUUCGAAGAUGACGAGUUUCUCUACAGUGGCCCCCUCAACCCGAACGACUCGGCGUGGUCGGAGAAGCAGCGGGUCAAGUACGACGUUAUCAACCCGCGCUCCAUUUUCCUGCCACUGAACGUUUUUCUUCGCAUCGUCAAUUCGAUGCAGCUGUGCUACAUCAGCACCGUCGCCUCGGAUGCGACGUACUUUGAGGACGAGUGGAAGGGUGAGUCGGCCGGCGGCAACCCGACGUACGUCACGUGGCGCAAGAACCCGCUCUACUGCAUCAGCAAUCACGGCACAGAGGCGGUGACGCUCUCCUUUGUGGUCAAGCAGGAGGACCAGCGGCACCGGAAGGGCCCGGAGGAGACAAUCACGUACAAGCAGUGUGGCAUGAUACUCUCCCAGUACUCCUACCUCUACCCGAUCCCGACCUUCUGGGUGACCGGUAACAACCACAAGCCCAUUUACAAGGGCCUCCUGCUCAACUCGCGCGAGGUGGCGAGCAGCGUCAUCGUUCCGCCGCAGUCACUCUGCUACCUUGUGCCUUCCUGCAUCCAUCAAGGCGAAGAGGCCAAGUUCCUGCUGUCCGCCCACCGCAUGGUCCAUGAAGACUACAGCAACAUCACCAUGAAGAAGCUCACAGUGCCUGAGAUGGACUGGGAGAGCCCUGCUGUAGGAACGGUGCAGCUGCAGAUGCGCACUAAGGACCGUUUGGACUUCUACGUCGAUGAGCCUACAGACGUCCAUAUCCUUCUCCACCAAACAAAGCCCUACGUCAGCCCCAAGACAGGCGGCGAUGCCAUGGCGCAGGACUACAUGGGCAUGUACCUCUACGACGACACGGACCGCAAGAUAGCCGGCGUGCACGCUGCCACGAACUUCCGUGAAACGAGCAUCAUCCACCGCCUCCCUCGCAGCGGUCGCUAUGCCAUCUCCAUCACGUGCCCGCGCGGUAAGGGCCACAUACCCGCCAACGUCACCAUUGUGUCUUCCUUUGGCAGCCAUAUUCGCCGCGUCAAUGCACCAGAGGACGCCGCCAUGCUGCCGGAUGAAGCGGAGAACGUCGCAGAUAGCGAAGGCGUAGACACACGAGUCGCUCGUAUCGACUACAACCCGUUCCAGGAGCCGCCAGUCGAUGUGCGUGAGCACCCAGACAGUAACGUGCCAUUCGAGGAUCGCGGAUUUAUGUUGAGCAACCGCGAUGUGACAUCGGAGCCAUGGGUGCACAUCGGCGACCUUUACCCAGAAGGCAAGACGAGGCCGCUGCUGCCGAACGAGCUGAGCCGCGACCAGUUCGGGCAGGGUGCAAUGUACGAGUGCUGCUGCCUUACUGGGUUCGCCACUCUGCUGGAACACCACCCCGACGUGAUCCGCAACUGCUUCAUCUCGAAGAACCCGCGCAAGGACGGCCGCUACACGUUCCAGUUCCACCGCUACGGGCAGUGGAUCAAGGUGGAGAUCGACGACCGCAUUCCGAUGGUGAAGGGCGACACGGUGUUUUGCCGCUCGCCGACGCACCACUGGUGGCCGCUGCUGCUGGAGAAGGCGUACGCGAAGUUCUACACGCUUUAUGAGAACUUGGCGGGUUGCUCGCUCGCUGAAGUGUAUCACGACUUCAGUGGGUGCCCUGUCAUUAACACGCCUCUGGACGAACCGACAGCAAAGUCGGCCGGGUUCGACAUAACAUCUCCGGUUUACUGGGUGGGGCUGAGGGACGAGCUGCGCACGACAGCCGUGGCGGCCCAAUGCGGCGACAACGCAGAGAGUCUCGGCUUGGCACCUCACCAGUUUUACGGAAUCCUCGACAUUCUCGCCACCUCUUAUCCCCCUCGCACUCUCAGCGAGGUCAUUGUGCAGCUGCACAACCCGUACGCGGAGAUCUUCUACACUGGCCCCAUGUCCGACCCAGCAGAUCCGCGGUGGGCGUCGCGAGAGAUGCGCCACUGCAACGCCACGCAGAAUACCAUUUUCGUGCCAGUCGAUGUCUUGUUGCGCUCUUUUUUUACCAUCUCGCAGGCUCAUCUUCGCGGGCUCAUGGAACCGUGCUGGAACUUCCACAGCGAAUGGGGUGACGGCACGAACGGUGGCAACCCGUCGCUGCUCACGUGGCGCGAAAACCCGCUCUACAUCGUUCGCAACACAGGCAGCGAGACAGUGGAGAUGAUGGGCAUGAUACGGCAGCCGGACAAGCGGCACCAACUACACUUGUUGCCCGAGCUGAGCUACGUGCGGUGUGACCUCCUCCUGGCACAGAGCAUGGAGACUGAUUCGAUUCCGACGUACCUCGUCACCCACAACAACCACGACGUGGUGCACAAGCGCAUCUUCCUCAACUAUCGCGAGGUGGCGAGCAAGAUUCGCGUUCCGCCGAAGUCGCAGUGCUACCUUGUCCCAACAGCCAUGUACCACGAGAAAAGCAUCUUUCUGCUCUCGUACUGGUACCGAACACCAGCGGACGAAGGCGCGGUAAGCAUGGAACGCCUUCGUGUCAACGUUGCCCGUGACUUGCCGGCUGUCAAGCACGUCACACUGGUGCCCGAGGGGAAGGAUAGAGUCGACUUCUUCGUCGAUGUACCAACGGACGCGCACAUCCUUCUCUCGCAAUGGAACCGCGACGCGCGCGGCGGUAGCGACGUGCGCACCGACAACUACGUUGGCAUGUACCUUUACGAUGACGCAAAUCAGCAGAUGGCGCAGGUGUCGGCGGCGUCGAAUUUGAAGGAAAUCGGCCUAGUGGCGCACCUGCCUGCCCAAGGCCACUACGUGCUCUCCAUUACGUGCCCGGCGUCGCGAGACGAGGAGGUGAAGUGUCGAGUCGAGAUUGUGUGCGUCGAGAUGGCGCGGGUGCGCAUCACAGAUGUGUACGAGAAUCCGUCGAGCUUUGAAGAGCUCGAGGAGGAGCCGCCGGUUGCACUAGUCGACAGUGAUACGGCGCGGAGUGACGCUCGCGACGACACUCAAUCCGUGGAGGCAACCGCGAAGACGCGGCCGCCUGAGAAUACGGAGGCGAAGGAAAGGGAGAAGACGCCGUCGCUGUCGUUUAUGCGUCCGCGGUACCAGGGCAUCUGCACGGCGGACCUCCCGCUCAUGGAAACCCCCGCCUUUGCAAAGAUGGCGGGGGAGAGAGAGCAGCUGAAGAGACACGCUUUACAGAACGCAGCUCACAUGAACUCUCUCCAGAAUAAGAUGGAGGACAUGGCAACGAGGAUAGCCGAUGACAUGCACGACCAAGAGCGCGUUUUCCUCGGACCCGAGGUGGAAGGGGUACCGCUGGAACUGCUCCCGUUGAACGAGGACGAGGAAUUCACUGGGCUGGAGCACGAGCUGCGAGUUGCCAUGCGCGAUCCUCAGAAGAAUUGUGACGACGUCGUGGCACUGCGCGAAACGCUAAAGGAGCGUGCGGGGGAGAUGGCGAAGAAGAUGAAGGAAAACGAGCGCGAACUCUUCCUCAACCCCAUGCCCUUGGGGAUUUCAUGUGAUGGUUUACCGCUUGACACCGACCCAGAGUUCCACGCGCUCGAGGUGGCGCGGCUGCGCGAGCGUCAGGAGGAGUCGUGCGACGAGGCCAAGAUUCACAAGCUGAACGACGCCCUCAACGAGCGUGCCGAGGACUUGGCAAGGGCGAAGCUCGCGGCGGACCGGCAGUAUUUGAAUCCAGAGCAUCUGCGUGUGGCAGUAGAUGAGCUACCGCUGAACGAAGAUCGAAACUUUAUUCUCAAGGAGGCACUACGACAGGAAAAGCUGCAGAACUCGCGCGAGAGCGCCGCCGCUAUCGCUGCGUUGGAGAACGAGCUGAAUAACAUGGCAAAAGCGAUGGCGGCAGAGAUGCUGGCCAAGCAGCGCCCCAGCUACCUCGCACCGGAGCACCACGGGCGGCGCAUUGAGGAUUUGCCGCUCAACGACAGCGACGACUUCCUCAAGAAAGAGCGAAGGCGACGUGACUUGCUGAAGCAGCCAAGCUGGGACAUAGACGUGGUGGCAGAGAUUGACAAGGAGCUGAGCGAAAUGGCGGAUGCGAUGGCCAGAGCGAUGAACGCAGCAGAGCGCCCACAAUACAUGAAAGCAAGCUACUACGACAAGACCCUGAGUGAGCUGUCUCUGGAUACCGAUUCCAUCAUUGCCCGGCUGGAAGCUCAACGCGCACGACUGAAGCGCAACCCUGUGCGAAACGCAGAGGCCAUUCACGCAACUGAGGCAGCGAUUAUCAGCCGCGCUGAGGCGCUGGCAAAGGCAAUGAUCAAUGAGGAGCGCGCGAGACUCUACGGCAAGCCAAGCGGAGUGCCCGUCAACUUGCUUGACCUCGAUGACGACCAAGUCAUCCAACGUCUCGAGGAGGAGCGGAUGGAGCUCUUAAAGAUGCCCAAAACGGACCCCCGUGCCAUCGCCAGCAACGAGGAGAAGUUGAAGGCCCGCGCGGCAAAGAUUGCAGAGGACUUCCGUGAUAACAUGCGAGUCCAAAUCACGGGUGAGGGGCACCGAAGCCCGUCUGUUAUGUCCAUCGGCAGUGACGCACCGUGCCAGGACCUGGAGGAAAAGCUCUACGCCCUCCUGUCCGAAGAUCCGAUCGCCAACGAGGACCAGAUCAGCGAUAUCAAGGAUGCCAUUCGCAAGCGCAACGCGGAGCUCAAGCGGCAGGCCGUGCAAGAACUUCGCGCCUUCCUUGACGAUAAACCUUUCGGCAUUCUGUUGGCGGACGUGGGUCUUGACCAUGAUCCUGAGUACAUGGAUAGAGAGAAGAAGCUCAAGAAGGGCCUGGCUGACAAUCUGCUCGCAGCGCAGAUCACGUCCCUUCAGGAAGGCAUGCAACACCGCGUGAACGAGCUGGCAGCGGAGGAGCUGACAAAACGCUACCCAUUCAUUCACACACACCCGGCUGGCAUCCCUCUCGCCGCGCUUCCGUCUGUAGGCAGAGACCAACCUUUCUGGGAAGCCAUCGACAACUUCGACAAGGCAAAGACCCACAACACGUGCCCGUCUCAGCUAAGCGCGUACGAGAAACCUGUGAAUGAACGACUCGUUGAAAUUGCAGAGGCCGUGAAAUGGAAGGAGCGUGACAGCUUUCUCCACUCCAGACCAGGCGGCGUGCCUCUAAAAGCCCUUCCGCUGGACAAUGAUCACGACUUUAUCGCCCUUGAGACUAGGCGUCGGACCAGCCUUCAAUCAGGCAUCGAUCCUCAAGCAGAAGACAUCCAAACACUCGAAAGUGCUCUGAGAACUCGCGCGCACGACCUUGCGUGCGAGAAGAAGUGGGCGGACCGUGACCGGGUGCUGGACCCGAAGCCGGAGGGCGUGCCGCUGCGCUGCGUCCCGCUGGACGAGGACCCGGAGUUCGUGGCGCUGGAGGACGAGUGGCGCGGCCUGCUGCAGGACCCACAGCGCAACAGCAUGCCGCUGAAGGACCUGGAGAGGAGGAUGAACGACCGCGCGCACGACCUUGCGUGCGGGAGGAAGUGGGCGGACCGCGACCGGGUGCUGGACCCGAAGCCGGAGGGCGUGCCGCUGCGCUGCGUCCCGCUGGACGAGGACCCGGAGUUCGUGGCGCUGGAGGACGAGUGGCGCGGCCUGCUGCAGGACCCACAGCGCAACAGCAUGCCGCUGAAGGACCUGGAGAGGAGGAUGAACGACCGCGCGCACGACCUUGCGUGCGGGAGGAAGUGGGCGGACCGCGACCGGGUGCUGGACCCGAAGCCGGAGGGCGUGCCGCUGCGCUGCGUCCCGCUGGACGAGGACCCGGAGUUCGUGGCGCUGGAGGACGAGUGGCGCGGCCUGCUGCAGGACCCACAGCGCAACAGCAUGCCGCUGAAGGACCUGGAGAGGAGGAUGAACGACCGCGCGCACGACCUUGCGUGCGGGAGGAAGUGGGCGGACCGCGACCGGGUGCUGGACCCGAAGCCGGAGGGCGUGCCGCUGCGCUGCGUCCCGCUGGACGAGGACCCCGAGUUCGUGGCGCUGGAGGACGAGUGGCGCGGCCUGCAGCAGGACGCACAGCGCAACAGCAUGCCGCUGAAGGACCUGGAGAGGAGGAUGAACGACCGCGCGCACGACCUUGCGUGCGGGAGGAAGUGGGCGGACCGCGACCGGGUGCUGGACCCGAAGCCGGAGGGCGUGCCGCUGCGCUGCGUCCCGCUGGAUGAGGACCCCGAGUUCGUGGCGCUGGAGGACGAGUGGCGCGGCCUGCUGCAGGACGCACAGCGCAACAGCAUGCCGCUGAAGGACCUGGAGAGGAGGAUGAACGACCGCGCGCACGACCUUGCGUGCGAGAAGAAGUGGGCGGACCGCGACCGGGUGCUGGACCCGAAGCCGGAGGGCGUGCCGCUGCGCUGCGUCCCGCUGGAUGAGGACCCCGAGUUCGUGGCGCUGGAGGACGAGUGGCGCGGCCUGCUGCAGGACGCACAGCGCAACAGCAUGCCGCUGAAGGACCUGGAGAGGAGGAUGAACGACCGCGCGCACGACCUUGCGUGCGAGAAGAAGUGGGCGGACCGCGACCGGGUGCUGGACCCGAAGCCGGAGGGCGUGCCGCUGCGCUGCGUCCCGCUGGAUGAGGACCCCGAGUUCGUGGCGCUGGAGGACGAGUGGCGCGGCCUGCAGCAGGACGCACAGCGCAACAGCAUGCCGCUGAAGGACCUGGAGAGGAGGAUGAACGACCGCGCGCACGACCUUGCGUGCGAGAAGAAGUGGGCGGACCGCGACCGGGUGCUGGACCCGAAGCCGGAGGGCGUGCCGCUGCGCUGCGUCCCGCUGGAUGAGGACCCGGAGUUCGUGGCGCUGGCGGACGAGUGGCGCGGCCUGCUGCAGGACGCACAGCGCAACAGCAUGCCGCUGAAGGACCUGGAGAGGAGGAUGAACGACCGCGCGCACGACCUUGCGUGCGAGAAGAAGUGGGCGGACCGCGACCGGGUGCUGGACCCGAAGCCGGAGGGCGUGCCGCUGCGCUGCGUCCCGCUGGAUGAGGACCCCGAGUUCGUGGCGCUGGAGGACGAGUGGCGCGGCCUGCAGCAGGACGCACAGCGCAACAGCAUGCCGCUGAAGGACCUGGAGAGGAGGAUGAACGACCGCGCGCACGACCUUGCGUGCGAGAAGAAGUGGGCGGACCGCGACCGGGUGCUGGACCCGAAGCCGGAGGGCGUGCCGCUGCGCUGCGUCCCGCUGGACGAGGACCCCGAGUUCGUGGCGCUGGAGGACGAGUGGCGCGGCCUGCUGCAGGACGCACAGCGCAACAGCAUGCCGCUGAAGGACCUGGAGAGGAGGAUGAACGACCGCGCGCACGACCUUGCGUGCGGGAGGAAGUGGGCGGACCGCGACCGGGUGCUGGACCCGAAGCCGGAGGGCGUGCCGCUGCGCUGCGUCCCGCUGGAUGAGGACCCCGAGUUCGUGGCGCUGGAGGACGAGUGGCGCGGCCUGCUGCAGGACCCACAGCGCAACAGCAUGCCGCUGAAGGACCUGGAGAGGAGGAUGAACGACCGCGCGCACGACCUUGCGUGCGGGAAGAAGUGGGCGGACCGCGACCGGGUGCUGGACCCGAAGCCGGAGGGCGUGCCGCUGCGCUGCGUCCCGCUGGACGAGGACCCCGAGUUCGUGGCGCUGGAGGACGAGUGGCGCGGCCUGCAGCAGGACGCACAGCGCAACAGCAUGCCGCUGAAGGACCUGGAGAGGAGGAUGAACGACCGCGCGCACGACCUUGCGUGCGGGAGGAAGUGGGCGGACCGCGACCGGGUGCUGGACCCGAAGCCGGAGGGCGUGCCGCUGCGCUGCGUCCCGCUGGACGAGGACCCCGAGUUCGUGGCGCUGGAGGACGAGUGGCGCGGCCUGCAGCAGGACGCACAGCGCAACAGCAUGCCGCUGAAGGACCUGGAGAGGAGGAUGAACGACCGCGCGCACGACCUUGCGUGCGAGAAGAAGUGGGCGGACCGCGACCGGGUGCUGGACCCGAAGCCGGAGGGCGUGCCGCUGCGCUGCGUCCCGCUGGACGAGGACCCCGAGUUCGUGGCGCUGGAGGACGAGUGGCGCGGCCUGCUGCAGGACGCACAGCGCAACAGCAUGCCGCUGAAGGACCUGGAGAGGAGGAUGAACGACCGCGCGCACGACCUUGCGUGCGAGAAGAAGUGGGCGGACCGCGACCGGGUGCUGGACCCGAAGCCGGAGGGCGUGCCGCUGCGCUGCGUCCCGCUGGAUGAGGACCCCGAGUUCGUGGCGCUGGAGGACGAGUGGCGCGGCCUGCAGCAGGACGCACAGCGCAACAGCAUGCCGCUGAAGGACCUGGAGAGGAGGAUGAACGACCGCGCGCACGACCUUGCGUGCGAGAAGAAGUGGGCGGACCGCGACCGGGUGCUGGACCCGAAGCCGGAGGGCGUGCCGCUGCGCUGCGUCCCGCUGGACGAGGACCCCGAGUUCGUGGCGCUGGAGGACGAGUGGCGCGGCCUGCUGCAGGACCCACAGCGCAACAGCAUGCCGCUGAAGGACCUGGAGAGGAGGAUGAACGACCGCGCGCACGACCUUGCGUGCGAGAAGAAGUGGGCGGACCGCGACCGGGUGCUGGACCCGAAGCCGGAGGGCGUGCCGCUGCGCUGCGUCCCGCUGGACGAGGACCCCGAGUUCGUGGCGCUGGAGGACGAGUGGCGCGGCCUGCUGCAGGACCCACAGCGCAACAGCAUGCCGCUGAAGGACCUGGAGAGGAGGAUGAACGACCGCGCGCACGACCUUGCGUGCGAGAAGAAGUGGGCGGACCGCGACCGGGUGCUGGACCCGAAGCCGGAGGGCGUGCCGCUGCGCUGCGUCCCGCUGGACGAGGACCCCGAGUUCGUGGCGCUGGAGGACGAGAGGCGCGGCCUGCUGCAGGACCCACAGCGCAACAGCAUGCCGCUGAAGGACCUGGAGAGGAGGAUGAACGACCGCGCGCACGACCUUGCGUGCGAGAAGAAGUGGGCGGACCGCGACCGGGUGCUGGACCCGAAGCCGGAGGGCGUGCCGCUGCGCUGCGUCCCGCUGGACGAGGACCCCGAGUUCGUGGCGCUGGAGGACGAGUGGCGCGGCCUGCUGCAGGACCCACAGCGCAACAGCAUGCCGCUGAAGGACCUGGAGAGGAGGAUGAACGACCGCGCGCACGACCUUGCGUGCGAGAAGAAGUGGGCGGACCGCGACCGGGUGCUGGACCCGAAGCCGGAGGGCGUGCCGCUGCGCUGCGUCCCGCUGGAUGAGGACCCGGAGUUCGUGGCGCUGGAGGACGAGUGGCGCGGCCUGCAGCAGGACGCACAGCGCAACAGCAUGCCACUGAAGGACCUGGAGAGGAGGAUGAACGACCGCGCGCACGACCUUGCGUGCGGGAGGAAGUGGGCGGACCGCGACCGGGUGCUGGACCCGAAGCCGGAGGGCGUGCCGCUGCGCUGCGUCCCGCUGGACGAGGACCCCGAGUUCGUGGCGCUGGAGGACGAGUGGCGCGGCCUGCAGCAGGACGCACAGCGCAACAGCAUGCCGCUGAAGGACCUGGAGAGGAGGAUGAACGACCGCGCGCACGACCUUGCGUGCGAGAAGAAGUGGGCGGACCGCGACCGGGUGCUGGACCCGAAGCCGGAGGGCGUGCCGCUGCGCUGCGUCCCGCUGGACGAGGACCCCGAGUUCGUGGCGCUGGAGGACGAGAGGCGCGGCCUGCUGCAGGACCCACAGCGCAACAGCAUGCCGCUGAAGGACCUGGAGAGGAGGAUGAACGACCGCGCGCACGACCUUGCGUGCGGGAAGAAGUGGGCGGACCGCGACCGGGUGCUGGACCCGAAGCCGGAGGGCGUGCCGCUGCGCUGCGUCCCGCUGGAUGAGGACCCCGAGUUCGUGGCGCUGGAGGACGAGUGGCGCGGCCUGCUGCAGGACCCACAGCGCAACGCGAAACGUAUUGCGGGCGUGGAAGAAGACAUGAGUGCUCGUGCACUGUGGGUUGCGCAAGCAAUAAAUCAAUGGAAGGAGGAAGGUGAUCGAGAGGAGUAUGAGGAGUAUGUUAAACGCGGCGCUUCUGAUUUUCGCGACGUUGAUGAUCGCAAUACUGAUGAUCUCACUCUGGCGACUUCGGUGGUAAAUGGGACGCUGUCAAUGAAGGAGGGGUUCAAAGAGUUGCUGGGGACGGAGGUGGACGGGGUCCCAAUUCUGCUGCUAAAUUUAGACGAAGACUCUGUCUUUUCUGAGCGUAAUCGAGUGUACAUGGAGUCAGGGAGGUUAGGGCUUGACCGAAGUAGAUUAAGUCGGCUCGAAGAGGAGAUGCUCGACCGCGCGCACGCACUUGCACGGCGGUUCAAGGAUGCGGUUCGAAAAGUCAUCGUUGGCGAGCAGAUGUCGCAGAUGGCCGAAGGGGGCGCGGAGCUCGACAGCGACGAGAUGUUCCUUGCGUUGGAGCGGGAGCUCCACAAUUUAGAGGCAUGUGACCCUCAUGGCAAGUCUGGACGGAGGGCGGCUUUGGAGGAGUCGAUGCGGCAACGCGCGAGCGAGUUGGCGAAGCCGCUGCCGCACAUUGAUAAUCGUGGGAUUCCGGUAGACAUGCUGAACGAGCGGUCGAAUGGUGACCUAUGCCAUAAGCGUCCUAGCGGUGGUCAGCAGCGCCGCUCAUCAACGGAUACCGGGCACGGUGAGCUCGGCAUGGACAAGAGGGGGUGUCACAUUGCUGAUGAGGCGGUGGCAGACGACGCGCUCUUGUUUUUUGGCAGGGAGGUGUACGGUAUUCCUGUAGACAGGAUUCCGCUCCGUGAAGACGAGGUGUUCAGAGGGCUGGCUGAAGAGAGACGACGCGUCACCAGCCACCCGGAGGACUACUCGGCUGCUUACAAGGAGGAGGUCGAGGAUGCGAUGCGCCGUCGUGUGGAGGAACUGGCGGAUGAAUACAAGAGGGACCACGCGGAGCGCACAGCUGCACGGGAUGAACGUCCAAAGAUGCCCGCAAAGCCGAAUGGCGUGCCAAAGGAGUCCGGCAGCGCUGCGCGCCGUCCGCGAGCAAAGAAGAAGCUAAAGGAGGUGGAGGAGCGAACGGAGGAGCAUCGACUGGAGACCGUGGAAGAGGCAUCCCCGUUUACGGACCCGUCGUUUCACAGCGCGAACAAGCAGGUGGCGGACACCUGGCCGCGCAUUGCUGAUGUAUACCCAGAAGGUCUCACGCAGCCUCUCUUGCCAGACUAUCCCAAAGCGUCGGACAUGGCGUCCUCUGCCGGAGACUUGACGUAUCUCGCGCCGUUCCUGGCGGCGUUGAGCCGCCAUCCACCGCUACUUCAUCGCCUUUUCCAGACAAAGAUGCACCCCGUCCGCGCGCCGUAUAGAUUCGUUUUCUUUGACCCUAACAGCGUUCCUGUCACGGUUGAGAUCGACGACAGAAUCCCGUGUGACGUGAAUGGCGUGCCGCGGUUCACAGUUUCGCCCAGUGGUGCGUGGUGGCCACUGCUGGUGGAGAGGGCCUACGCGAAGUAUGUCGGCGGUUACGAGCGGUUUGACCAGUGUACAUCGCACGAGACACUGCGAGACUUAACUGGCCGACCUGUCACGCAUCUUCCGCUGGACGCAAAGCUUUCAGCGGAGGUGGUGGGGUGCAAUUAUCGAGAUGUGGCCUUCUGGCGGCGCAUUCACGAGCAGCUAGAGCGAGGCGACGUGUUCGUGGCGGUGUCGGGCGACCUGGUACCGGAUGGGAUUCACCCGCACUGCUACUACGCCGUUUUCGACGUGAUCGAGACCGUGCCUGGGUCGAAUGACCCGUCCGAUGUCGUGGUGAAGAUUCACAACUGCUACCACGAUGCACCACAGUACCGUGGUCCACUGGCGAUGGGCGAUUCUGAUUGGACUCCCAUAUUGCGGUCUGUGUGCAAGGCAGACCCGGAGAGCGAGCCAGAGUUCCUGUACUUGCCACAGCCGGUGUUUUUGCGCAACUUCUCCAGCAUGCAGCGUUGCCACAUCAACUGCGGGGAUCGUCUCACAGUCUCUGGCGAGUGGGCCGAUGAUUGCAGCGGCGGCAGUCCAACGUACACAACGUUUCGCCAAAAUCCAAUGUACCUGUUACAGAACAACUCGAACUGCAGCGUGACGGUACUGGCUGAGCUGCGUCACAGCGCUCCCGUCUACUACGAUGCACACAGCAUGGGGGUGUACCACCUGACGGCUUUGGCGCUCUUGCGGCCUGACAGAAACGCACAGCUUGUGGCGCCGCUCCUGGCGCACAACACGCACAAAUUUGUGCAGAAGGGCCUUCUCACCGAUGCUCGCGAGGUCUGCGCGGAGAUGGAGCUGCCGGCGAACAGCACGUGCUACUUAAUCCCCUACACCAAAAAGAAGGCCUGCUUUGGAAAGUAUCAGCUCUCUGUCUACCCGCAAGACAACCCGGUGAACCUCACCACGCUUCGUCCAAUCACCGAAACGCACAACUGCAUGACGAAAGAUGUUGUGGUGCAGCCCGGCUCUGGCACUAGCGCUCGCGUCGAUAUUAUGGUGAGCGAGCCAUGCGACGUUCACGCUUUGUUGCACCAGAACAAGGUGACCGAUCCGACGGCGAUGAGGCGCGGCGACUACUUAGCCGAGGAUGAGAUAUUCAUGGCCGCCUACGAAAAGAAUGCUCUUCUCGUAUGCUCUACCGGAGACGCGUCAAACGCGCGCGAGCACUCCGUCGCGUUCCGGGCGGCAAGGGCUGGGCGCUACACCUUCUUGAUUGGUUGCCCUUCCAGGCCUGUCUCUGGAGAUGCUCCGUGCACGUUGAUCAUCUACACACCAAAAUUUGCGCAAGCAAAUUUUGCCUCCGUGAAUGAGUCGACACGCUCCAGAGUCCCGCCACGCGUGCAGCCUGUCAACGCCGCCACCACCUCCGCAAGUGCUCGUCUGGGCUUGAGGCAAUUCCAAGCGCCGCAGAGCUCGGCGCCCGUUUCCAACGGCGCAGUGCAUACGCCGCGCGGCAACCCGCGCAGCCGUGAGUACUCGCAGUAG